GCUGAGCGGCAGCAUCGACCCACGAGUCCAUGUUGAAGUCGAUGACACAUGGCUACAUUCUGCUAUUUUGGAGUUCGGCUUCAAGAAGCACAUAAGUUCCUUGGCGCAUGGAGGAGGGAGAUGUUACUGCGAGCGGCGAGACGCCGCGCAACCGGCGUAGAUCGCUGGCCUCGCAGAUGGAAGAAAUGACCAGCGACGGCGCCUUCAUGCGGGUUAUCGCUCGCAAGGGCCCACAGGUGAACCUAUGCCGCACCAUGUUGCACAAACCGACGGGGAAGCGCACGCUCGAAGACAUUCACGUGCUCAAAUCGCUGUUCGGGUCGUCCAAGUUACUCCAGUUCUUCUCCAAUCUAGACGCAUUUAAGCUUGAUCGACUGUAUCAAUCGCUGGAACUUGUUGCAUAUGCUGAGAAAGGGGCGUAUGUCUUCCACGAGGGUGACGAUGGCGAUAGUUUCUACCUUGUCUACACUGGUCGAGUGGAAGUAGUGAAAAAGGAGGUCGGCAAUCCAACUCGCCCCAAUGGAACCAUUCAUUUAGCCUUCUUGGGCCCAGGAGAUACCUUUGGAGAGCGAGCUUUGCUUUCCAGCACUGAUGUGCGGUCAGCGUCUGUGAUUAUAUCAACAGCACCAACGGAGCUAGUUUUUAUCAAUCGCGUCGUGUUCAGCGAGCUGCUCAAGGAAUCACACGACUCCAGUAAUACUGCUAAUACGCUCGAGAUAACCAAACGCUUCCGCAGCAACAAAGACAUCGUCCGCAAUAUUUUCAUGAGAAGCUCUGCUCAACGAUCCGAGAAGGACCUAAAAUUUGCUGUCGAGUACUUGAAGAGUGUCAAAUUCUUUUCUCGAUUUUCGUUUGAAGUCCGAAAGCAGCUUUGUAAGGUGUUGCGUCUCAUCAGUGCUGUCACUAACACGGUGCUUUUCGCUGAAGGUCAGGUGGGACGGCAUUUCUACAUCAUCUUUUCGGGUUGUGUGGAUGUAUCUGUGCGCACAAAGAAUCGCUUCGAUGAAACAAAAGAGAGCGUUGUCUCGAGGCUUGGCGAAGGUGAAUACUUCGGCGAGUUGGCACUCUCCCAGGCUGACGGUGUUCGUCGUGCCACCGUGCUGUGUACCGAAUUCUGCGAACUGCUUAUUCUAGGUCGAGACGAGUACGAGCCAUUGAUUAAAAAGUACCAAAACGAGUAUCACGCUCAGUACGCGCAGAUGCUGCGAAAAAAUCCCUACUUCAUUGGCCCCGAAUGGGAUGACAAUACCAUCGAAGGCAUGUGCUCCGUUAUGACUGAAAAGUAUAUUCCGUUUAAAGGCGAAAUCUGCAAGCAGGGAUCACGUGCUAGCGAGCUCUUUAUUGUGACGAGAGGUGAAUGCCGAAUCAUCCAUGAAGGAAAACACCCUAUCACAAAUGCGCGUCAGAUUUAUGAGCUCGGAAGAUACGGUCCCAACUCGGUUUUGGGCUGUGCGGAGGCAUCAGCAGGGAAGUUUAACGACAUUUUCAUUCGUGAAUACUCCAUCUUAGCGGAAUCACCGAUGAAAAUCCUGGUUCUUUCACGGUUUGACAUCUUUCACCUCAUGUCGGCAGACGCUCGUGCUAGUUUACAGCGCUCAUCAAACGGAUACAUUCGCGAAUCUAUCCAGAGUCGUGCAAUUAAAUCUUUGGCAUGGGAAAAGUACAAGAAAAGCUUCAUCGGCAGUGUCAUGGCUGAAAAUCAACACCAUUUGUUUGGGACUUAUAGAGGGGGACAUUCUGAUGGUGCUGUAAUACCCACUCAAUCCAGCACCAUGUUGGGGAAAUCGCAAUCUGCACCACUACUUCCGCUUAGCGACGCUCGCACACUGGUCGAUCCUGGCUCUCUCAUGCUUGAACGUCGAAGAGGAGUAGGAAAGACGAGUGCAGCUAAAGUGGUGCGGUCGACAAGCGGAAGCCAAAGUAGUGACCAGCAAAACAAUCGUGAAAGUGCUAAAAGUGCAUCUGGAGUGGAUGAACCUCAAACUGGCAAUGGGUCACCUCCUCCUGUAGAAAACUCGGACCGCUCUCCGAUCCCUCAAGAGAACGGGAACAUAAAAGCCACUCGAUCCGCUUCCGGGUCGUCACUGCUUCGGCGAGGGUCAUCAGUAACACCAGCGAAAUUGCAACAAGCAGGAAAUCGGGCGAAGCUGCCUCCUGUAGCUCAUGAAGACUCAACCCCCAGCACACAGUCGUCGCUAACUCGUUACAAUAGUAGUAAGUCCCUAAAUCGUCGAGUCAAUGGGGCCGACGGCAGCAAUGUGGAAAAAAGUGCUCGUUCAUUGCUUCCUGCGGUGUCUCCGAUCAAAGAAGCCAACGAGGAAUCGUCUAGUACAAAAGAAUACCGCAGUGAUUUACGUCGCUGCGGACGUGUUCGUGCAGAGAAAAUUGACAAUACAAUCAGCGGUGCUAAGAAUGGUCCAGCAGGAACAUCUACCGGUGUUGCAGCAAACGCAGCCACAAUAUGGGACCCUGUGCACGGUGUGUGCCAGCCUUUCGCCGUGUUGGGAUUCAUGAAGGAGCAAGCCACUCGACCCGCGUCCAGAGGAAUGUCUUUGUCAUUAUCUUCAGCAGGCAAAUUAUCCAAGUCUGCCAAAUCAGCUGCGGAUCAGCUUCGUAAAGUGGCUGCGGCUGUAAGUGCAGCAGGCCACGCAGAGUUCACUCGCUUCCGGGUAUUCGGCAAAUUCCGCGAUAUCGAUGAUGCCCUUAACUUGUUUCGACAAAUCUGCGCAGUAGAGAAGACUGCGGGGCAGUCAGACGGACAAGACUGCAGUCGCUUUGCUAUCUACAAAGAGGACGAGAUGACGAUGGCACUGGAGAACUUCCCUAGUGUUAUUACUGGUGAGGCGAAGGGGCCCAUCUUCGCCCAGUUCAGUGCUGCAGACCUGCCUCAAGCCACGGGUCAGCGCUUUGCGUGCGUGAGCGUCUCACUCCAGUCGCCUCGACCCGCGUGUAUUGAGGCCAUCGUUGUUCAUGUAUACCAGUGUUUCCCUACUCCACAGAGCGCCGUGAGAUUCGCUCGACAAGUGGCGGCAACACUUUUGGCUCCAGGUGCUUUGAGCAUAGUGCCUCUAUUCGAGUGGAUCCCACUGACGGAACUGGAGCGAUUCGACGCUCGCAACAACGACCUGGAGCAGGAAUUGGAGCUUGCUAUGCGUCGUGGCGGCCGGGAGAGCACGUGGAAGGCCAGGAAGGAGGCUAUCAAGAAAGUAAUCCACCAGCACAAGUUGAAGUCACCAACGUAAUAUUGUGGUCAACUAGUGCAAAUUUCACAAUAGAUAAUCUGAUACCGUGAC
Molecule: messenger RNA, 3293 nt
Organism: Phytophthora nicotianae INRA-310
Lineage: Eukaryota; Oomycota; Peronosporomycetes; Peronosporales; Peronosporaceae
Exons: 10
Coding region: 108-3242 (1044 amino acids)
Source: RefSeq, a predicted model, not a curated record